GGUUUCCAUUGCAGGAAGCCGGGCACCUGCCGAGGUGACACCGACACCGGGGCUGGUGCUGGAGUCCCUUGUCCGGGACACUCUUCUUCCCCCAGGAGCAGCGGCAGAGGUGGGAGAGAGGUGCUGGACAGUCGUGGAGCUGGCCUGGACGUUGGGGACCUCAGCCUUCCUAGGAAAAUCCAGAUCCCAGCCCCACCAGAAGCUGAAACAAUGGCCUCCAAGCCUGAGAAGAGGGUCGCCUCGUCUGUCUUUAUCACCCUGGCGCCCCCACGUCGAGAUGAGGCCGUGGUUGAGGAGGUGAGGCGAGCAGCUUGUGAGGCCCGGCCUGGCCGCCCCUGGGAAUCUCCUGUCCCCACGAAGGCUCCCGGGGCUGGCUCGGUGGGAAAGCUCCAUUCCUGGACGCCCCCUGGGAGGGCUGCAGCCCCAGGGCCAGCUGGUCCACCUCAGCUCUCCAAUGGAGGGUGUUCGCUUCCUCCUCCGCCCCUGGACGUUGACGAUGCACUUCCAGACCUGGACCUCCUCCCACCUCCGCCUCCGCCCCCGCCAGCGGACCUGCCCCCUCCUGACGAAGAGCCCCCCUCCGCGAUGGGGGCGUCACUCAUUUCAGACUUAGAGCAGUUGCACCUGCCCCCUCCCCCACCCCUACCCCCGCCACAGCCCCUGGUGGAGGGGCCUCCACUGCAGCCUCGGCCCAGUCAUCUCAAGCCCGUAGAGGAGGAGCUGCCACCCCCUCCAGAAGAGCCUGUCGGCUUCCCUGAGAGAGAGGCCUCCACAGACAUCUGUGCCUUCUGCCACAAGACUGUGUCCCCCCGAGAGCUGGCCGUAGAGGCCAUGAAGAGGCAGUACCACGCCCAGUGCUUCACAUGCCGUGUCUGCCGCCGCCAGCUUGCCGGGCAGAGCUUCUAUCAGAAGGAUGGGCGGCCCCUCUGUGAACCCUGCUACCAGGACACCCUGGAGAAGUGUGGCAAGUGUGGUGAGGUUGUCCGGGAACACAUCAUCCGGGCCCUGGGCCAGGCCUUCCACCCCUCCUGCUUCACAUGUGUGACCUGCGCCCGGUGCAUCGGGGACGAGAGCUUUGCCCUGGACAGUCAGAAUGAGGUGUACUGCCUGGACGACUUCUACAGGAAGUUCGCCCCAGUGUGCAGCAUCUGUGAGAAUCCCAUCAUCCCCCGAGAUGGGAAGGAUGCCUUCAAAAUCGAGUGCAUGGGAAGAAACUUCCAUGAGAAUUGCUACCGGUGUGAGGACUGCAGGGUCCUCCUGUCUGUGGAGCCCACGGACCAGGGCUGCUACCCGCUGAACAACCGUCUCUUCUGCAAGCCGUGCCACGUGAAGCGGAGUGCUGCGGGGUGCUGCUGAGGGCACCCCUGGGCCGGGGGCUGCGGCUGCACGAUAGGCCCGCUUGUCGGGGCCGUCCCUAACCUGUGUCCCUUCCCGACCUGUUCUGGCAUGCUUUCCUUCCAAGCCACACACAGGGACCAGCUUGCAGCUCCGCCCAUCACUUCAGCCGCUGAGCCCCAGCCUCCUCCCAGCUCAGCGCACCCUUCAGACUCUCAGCGGUUCUGUCUCUCCUCUGGGCACCAGAAGGCUUUCAUACUGUGAGCAUCAUGCCCGGGGGUCCCACCUCCACCGCUCUGGCCCCUCUUGAGCACUGGCCUCAAUCUCCCUUUCCAGGGGUCAGUUGGGUGAGUCUCCAGUGGGCACCCUGUGUCCAUAGCAAUGAUCCAUGAGCUCUGAGGGUGCUGAGCUAUUAGAGUACAACCCCAGAGUCCUUUAAAAAGCACUAUUUUUAACAUUUGAAGGUUAAAUGAUGAGAAACAUAGUUUGGAUUUGGGAGGAAGGUGGGGAAAUACCUUCCAUUGUUCACAAAUGUACAAGAUAGUGACCCUCCUGGUGGCACGGCCUUCCCACCUUGGGGCCAUGUUGACAUGGGGCUCAGGCCCAGGCAUGAGCCUGCACGGCAGCGGCAGGAACAAAGGGUGACAUGCUGACACCCAAGGAUGAUGUCAGCAACUCCUCCACCUGCCUUCUGGCACAUCCUGUGUGCAAAAGUGAUUCUGCAGACACAGAUUAAGUGCCUGUUAUUUGCCAGGGAGCAGAGCCCAGGAGCCCUUGGGUGUUCCUCCUGCAGCCUUGAUGGUGGCUGUGCUCACACACACACACUCACUCACAUACACUCCUCCAGGACAGGAACAGGGGUGUCCUCCAACCCCUCCCCGGGCCCUUCAGCCCAGGCUGCCCCGUGACCACUGCCCACUCAAGGCCACACCUCUAGGAUUCUUUUCCCUUUCAAGAAAAAAAUCACUUGUUGCUUUGUAACUUCUAAGACAUUUUGUAGGGCAUGAACACACGAAGCAAAAGGUGCUUUCCUCCUUGGGGUCGUCUCAAUGUACCACGUGCUCUUAGGAGGAUUCUCAGAGCUCCAGGUACCUGGAGGGUUUCUGUGUAGGGCCCCUUAAGGGCUUCAGACCAGAACAGAGCUGCUUGCCCGAAGCUUAGAGCAGUGAGUCCCAAACUCCAGGCAUUCCCAUAACCUCCACAUUUUUUAUCACAUGAGGACCUCCUGUUCUCUCACUUCCUUAAUAUUUUCUUUAACUCAAUAUCCUUUUUCUUUUUACUUGCUUACCAAUUUAGUCUUAUGCUAACUAAGCAAUAUAUCCACACAGUCACAUGUUGAUGUGCUAGUUAUACAUGAAAAUAAAUGCAUAACUAUUCAAA
Molecule: messenger RNA, 2715 nt
Organism: Dama dama (fallow deer)
Lineage: Eukaryota; Metazoa; Chordata; Mammalia; Artiodactyla; Cervidae
Gene: FBLIM1
Product: filamin binding LIM protein 1
Exons: 9
Coding region: 211-1356 (381 amino acids)
Biological process (GO): cell-cell adhesion
Cellular component (GO): stress fiber; focal adhesion
Molecular function (GO): filamin binding
Source: RefSeq, a predicted model, not a curated record